AUGGGAUGGAUAUCCUUUUUUACGGCACCGGUUACUUUUAGCACGAUAUACACGCUCUUACCGACGAAUGAAACAUACUCGAUCGGGUUUCUAUGUCGCGUGGAUCAUAUUCUUGAUGUGAACAAGUAUUUUAAUCUGUUGAUGUGCUUUAUGGUUAUUAGCGUGUUCUAUACAAUUUCCGUGCCAGUAGCUGUCGAUUCCGCGUUCACACUUUGCAUUUAUUAUGUCUGUGCAUUGUUUGAAUAUACACGAUAUAAUAGAGGCACGGAUAUCGUUUUGCUCAAGCCGAAUAUCGAAGAGAAGGAUGAAGCAUAUCAUGACAUAAUUUAUUGCAUUAAAUCCUAUAAACAUGCUUUAAAGUUAAGACCAGGAUAAUUUUUUAUAAAUAUAUCU
Molecule: messenger RNA, 393 nt
Organism: Pogonomyrmex barbatus (red harvester ant)
Lineage: Eukaryota; Metazoa; Arthropoda; Insecta; Hymenoptera; Formicidae
Source: RefSeq, a predicted model, not a curated record